CAUUUCAGCUUUCUAUAAACAGUUGAAAUUCCAUUUCCUUAUAAACAGCAACAAUCUUAUCAAUCCUCCAUAGAAAGGAAACUAAGAAAGAGAAUAGAAAAAGAGAGAGAGAUCAGAUAUGGGUUCUCUUCCUCAUGUUGUUGAAGACUGCUUCGGCCUCCUCAAGCUCUACAGCGAUGGCUCCAUUUCUCGUAAUCCCGAAAUCCCAUGUGCAACUCCUCUUCUCAACGAUGAUUCAGUCCUGCACAAAGACCUUCUUUUCGAUGCAAACCAUAACCUUCAUCUUCGUCUAUAUAAACCCUCGUCCGCUUCUCUUACGAAGCUUCCAAUUCUAUUCUAUUUUCAUGGUGGAGGCUUUUGUUUCGGUUCCCGCUCGUUCCCACAUUUCCAUAACCUUUCGAUUCGCCUGGCGACCGCGUUUAACGUGCUUGUCAUCACGCCAGAUUACCGGUUAGCCCCCGAGCACCGGCUGCCUGCUGCCAUUGAUGAUGCAUGUUUAGCCUUGAAGUGGCUGCAGGGACAAGCCAUGCAUGGAAAUAAUGAGAAUAUGGAUACGUGGUUGACUGGUGUUGACUUUGACAGGGUCUUUGUUUUGGGUGAUUCAUCUGGAGGCAACUUGGCUCAUCAUUUGGCAGUUAGGUUCGAGGCUGGUUCGAUCGAGUUGGCACCGGUUAGGGUUCGAGGGUAUCUGCUGUUGGCUCCGUUUUUUGGUGGAAGUGUGAGAACAAUGACUGAGGAGGAGCAGCCUUGUGAAACAUUUUGGAACUUGGAGAUGUAUGACAGGUUUUGGAGGCUAUCCAUUCCAGCAGGAAAUACCUUGGAUCAUCCCUUGGUGAACCCUUUUGGACCUUGUAGCCAAAGCCUUGCAGAGGUGCCUUUGGAUCCAAUUUUGGUGGUGGUGGGUGGGGGUGAAAUAUUGAGAGAUAGGGUGGAGGAUUAUGCUAGAAGGUUGAAACACUUGGGGAAGAAGAUUGAAUUUGUGGAGUUUGAAGGAGAGCAACAUGGUUUUUUCACUGAUCAUCCGUUCUCUGAAGUUGCAGAGAAAGUAAUACAACAUAUAAGAGACUUCAUCUUAGAGAACUCGAACUGAAAGCAUGCUUAAAGUACUAAUUAAUCAUGUUAAUGAGUUUAUAUAUGUAAAUGUAAGAGGCCUUCAAGAAUAAUCCUUAUAUCAGAUGUGCUAUAUAUGAAGUAUUUUGAGCUAGCUAUAGAUGGAUGACUCCAUUCCAUAUCUUGAAAGGCAGAUAAUCGGGUCAUAAACUUCGGUUUAAACUUGUCACUUGCUUAUAUAUAGCAAUGUAUAUGUUUUUUUGUGGUGUGCAAAUUUUAGUUUAUACUAGCUAUUGCUACAAAAAAAAAUUACAUGAACUUCUGUACAAAUAUUUGAUUGCUGCAAUUGAAAAUUUAUAAUGUUUUGUCACACAUGGCAGUCUUGCAAUCACCUAAAUGUUGUUCAAAUUUUGACUUCAAUAUCUUAAAAGAAUUUGAUAAAUUAUUAUAUUAUCAUAUUAAUUAAAACCCCUUCAAAUAUCUGGUCUAAGGCUCAGAUCAGCAGCAAGAAUGAUCCAGACAAAAAGUUCAGAUAAUUAAUAAAAGGAUAGUCCAUAUGAAAGGCAGGCAAAAGCCAGUCUGAUUUCGCAUUUGUUAGC
Messenger RNA from Durio zibethinus, 1649 nucleotides. Its product is annotated as strigolactones hydrolase CXE15-like. Lineage: Eukaryota; Viridiplantae; Streptophyta; Magnoliopsida; Malvales; Malvaceae. Gene Ontology annotation, molecular function: hydrolase activity. The record is from RefSeq and is a predicted model, not a curated record.